Molecule: messenger RNA, 1686 nt
Organism: Hippocampus comes (tiger tail seahorse)
Lineage: Eukaryota; Metazoa; Chordata; Actinopteri; Syngnathiformes; Syngnathidae
Product: piggyBac transposable element-derived protein 4-like
Source: RefSeq, a predicted model, not a curated record
AUGGCGACGUUUUUUAACAAAGACGAAACCUUUCGAGCAAUUUCGUCGAAUGACACCGAAGACUAUUCCGGCUCUGAAAGGUCAGAACAUGAGUCGUCGGUGGAGUUUUCCGAUUAUCAGCCUGAUGCUGACGACAACGCCGAGGACAGCUCCGAUAGGGAAGAAGAAGAGGGAGCCUCGGAUGAUGCUCCGAAAGUGGUCGGGCAGGACCAGGAUCCACCGGGAUGGGCCGUUGAUACGGUCUGGUGGUCGAAAAAUAAAAAAGUGAUGUGGCAUCCAAGCAACGAAGUGGCUGUACGUUACGUCCAUCCACGAAUUCCCACGCCUGGCCCCACGUUGUAUGCAGUAUCCAGGAUCAGCAGCCCCGAGACGGCGUUUGCGUUAUUUGUGGAUCAGGAAUUCAUCGAGAAAAUAGUCAAAAUGACCAACCACCAAGCGCACCGAAAGACCAAGAACUGGUAUCGCCUCACGCCCCAAGAGCUGCGGGCGUUUAUCGGGCUGCUGAUCCUGUCUGGAACGUACCGGUCCAGGCACGAAGCGACGAGCAGCUUGUGGAGCGUCAAGACCGGGCGUCCGAUGUUCCCCUUAGCAAUGUCUCAUCGGAGAUUUAUGGAAAUCAACCGAAUGCUACGUUUCGAUACUGCUUCGAAGCAGAGCCCGCAGCCGAACCAUGCGAACAAACUGUCGCCGAUAUCAGAUUUGUGGAGCAGCUGGAAUUUCCGGCUGGAGAAAAUGUUUAACGUGGGGCGUGACGUGUGCGUUGACGAGCAGCUAAUUUCCUUUAGAGGACGCUGCAGCUUCAAACAGUAUAUGCCGUCAAAGCCCGCAAAGUAUGGCAUAAAAAUUUGGGCCGUCUGUGACGCUCGAACCUCCUACGCGUGGAAGCUGGAGAUCUACACCGGCAAGCCUCCAGGGGGCACGCGUGAGCACAAUGUAGGAAUGCGUGUGAUGCUCGGACUCACUGACAGUCUGGAAGGACACAUAAUAACGAUGGACAACUUUUUCACAUCAGUACCCCUUGCAGCAGAACUGAAAAAAAAAAGAAACUCACUUGUGGGUACUAUAAGAAGGAACAAGAGCGAGCUCCCUGCGCAAAUGACACAAAUAACUGAAAGGCAGCCCCUCUCGAGCAUUUUCUGCUUCACCAGAGACAUGGCUUUGGUUUCAUACGUCCCCAAAAAAGGGAAAAAUGUGCUGUUGCUCAGCACAGUACACAAGAAGCCUAAAGUGGAGGCCGGGGGCAAAAGAAAACCCGAAAUUGUAUUGGAUUACAAUAAAUGUAAGGGAGCGGUGGACCACCUGGACCAGGCAUGUGGCACAUACUCAACUCGCCGGCGAGCACAACGGUGGCCAAUGUGCCUUUUCUACCACCUGCUGGACGUUUCGGCCUUCAAUGCCUUUAUUCUGUACACCCAUGUGAACCCGGGUUGGAACGCCAAGAAACUUUACAAAAGAAGGCUGUUCCUCGAGGAGCUCGGCCAUGCGUUGAUCAUGCCAGAGGUUCAUCGGAGAAAGCCACAUACCGCUCCAGUUGAGGUGCAGGCUGCAGAAAAGCAAGAAAAUCCCAAGGUCAAGCGAAAACAAUGUGCCCUCUGCACAGUCAAAGUCAUUGCAUCCAAUGAAUGCGAAAAGUGUGGUUCAGGCGUUUGCCGCAAACACAUGAGGAACAUCUGCAAAAACUGCUGA